Messenger RNA from Penicillium angulare, 2325 nucleotides. RefSeq lists its product as uncharacterized. The coding region runs from base 1 to 2325 and encodes 774 amino acids. The record is from RefSeq and is a predicted model, not a curated record. The transcript has a single exon. Lineage: Eukaryota; Fungi; Ascomycota; Eurotiomycetes; Eurotiales; Aspergillaceae.
AUGGAAGCCAGGCAGUCUUGCAGAAAGAGACGAAGCAGCUCUAUUGCUAAUUCAAGGAACUCGUCGCCCGUUUCACAUCGGACAAGACAGAGUAUAUCGGGAUCGGCGGAGCCCACUAGUACUGCACCUGCUGCACCUAAGCGUGGGAAAAAUACCCCCAAAAGAUCUAGAAAGCGAGUUCGAUUCUCUGAUCCGGGUCCACUGCUGCACGACAAUGCCUUUGGCUCCACCGGCCUAACACCUGCUAUGCAGCGUACUUCCUUUGAUGCCGGGUUCUCAAGAGCUGGAGAGUGCACACCAACCCGUACUAAAGGCAGGCGUCGCUCGGCUCCAACCCCACGCUAUCGGCGAUCCUUUGAUUCGAUCAAGCCCUUUGACGAGACAUCCUCGGAGAGAAUCGUUCAGUUUACCCCUCUGCGACAAAUCCUGGAUACGCGCACCCAACGAAGAAUCCGUCGAAUCGGUCUCAGCGAUGAGAUCAACAGUAUCCAGCGAGAGAAGCGUGAGGCUGCUACUUUCGAAAAGACUUUGGCAACUCUGCUUCGCGAGCGAGAUGCCCUUCAGCAGGAAUUGGACUCCAUGAAACAAGGGUCGGAUUCUCCAGAGGAGCGAUUGCCAUCUUAUGAAUCCUGUUGGAUGUCGCCUCGAGUGCAGACCCGAGAUUUAGAAGAACAGACGACUAUUCCGCGCGAUGACAUUUCCGCCGCAUCAAGCCGAGACGUCAAUGAACCUCAAUCUCCUACCAAUAACAAUGACGAUACUUUCAUGAUUAGCGAAAGCGCCAUUCUCACGUCCAAUUCACCCGCCUUCCGGAGCCAAAGCAAUGCCCGUUCGCUCUCACCAAAUCACUCCACCUUGCUUGACCAGUCUACCAAUGAAUGGCCGGAGGAUGCGGAUACUCAUGCACUUAACCUCGACCUCGAGACUGCCAGAAAUGCGAAGAAAGAUCUCUUUGACUCAUGCCGUUCACAAAUAUCCCUUUUUGAAAACUCUGAGCUCAGUGACGUCCUUCAGAACCCAUCACCACCCCCCGACUUCUUCGAUAACAUCUUGAACACCUUGACAGAUGCUCUGUCUCGUGCCUCAGAUGCCACAAAGACCCUUGAAGGCAUAAGCAAAGAUUGCUCUACCUUGGGGUUCUCAGGAACAAAUCUAGACGACAUUAUAUCCGAGAUGAGGUGUGAGUUUCGUUCAGCGCGAAUCGAACUCGAGCGUACUGUCCCUGGAGAAACAGCAGAUGCAGCUCUGGAGGACGGCAAGGCCACAUUAAACGCUCUCGUGAAGCGAGUCAAAUCUUUGGCGAGGGAGCUCAGAUCAGAACGCAACUACCACCAUGGCUCAUUGGGUCGUGAAAAAGCCCUUCGGGGACAAUUCGACAACUUGUUAUACCGGUACGAGGCAGCCGCAGAGAAGAUCAACACACUCGAGGAUUCGAUUACAUCAUCUGCAAGUGAUAUGAUGCAUACCAGAAUGCGCAUGCAAGACCUGGAGAGUGAUGACCAGGAAAAAGCCGUUGGGAUUGACAGAUUAAAUACGGCAUUGGACAAGUACCACGACGACGUCAAGGGUCUCGAAGAGCUGGUGAACAAAAUGGAGGAUGAAAAUGUGGCCAUAAAGGCCAAGUACAGACAGCAAAUAUCCGCCCUCCGGAAGCAGGUUGCGCAUGAGCGCGAACAGAGAUCUGCCAUCGAGUCAUCGAUCACCAAGUAUCAGUCCCGAAUUCGGCAGCUCGAGGAAACUGUUGAAAAGAGCCAGAUCCGCAGCUGUGACUUAACAGCUGAGAUGGAGGCCCUGGAGAAAGAAUAUGAGAGGGCUCUAGAACUAAAGGCCCAGGAGCAAUUACAACAGCACGAACAGGAGAUGGGAACCUUGAACGUCCGCAUUUCAGAGCUCACAACAUCUCUCGAGGAGGCUCGUUCAGAGGCUCAGCGCCUCCGCCAAGUUACUAGCGGCCUUGAAGAACAACUGAAGAUUGAGCUUGAGGCCCGUGACGAGCUUUUGGACAAAUGGGCUGCUGAACAGGCACGCUCUUUUGCUCAUAUGAAGGAGGCUGUUAAUGAUGAACGCCGCCGUGCCAAGGUCCGGGCAGCUAACUGGGAACUAAGAUCUGAUGAUCUUAUGUCAGAUGGCACCACUAUUCCUAGCAGUGAACCCAUUACUCCUGUCAGCAUGAGUCGAUUUGUUGAUGUCGAGGUGGGGAGGGGCAAAGAUCGCAGACGCAUCGACAGUGGUGUUGGAAUUCUCACUGAAGAGCUUCUAGAAGAAGACAUGUCAGAUCUUAGACAAGGAUUGGACUCUGAUAUUGACCUACCAACCGUGUUCUGA